Messenger RNA from Nicotiana attenuata, 1510 nucleotides. RefSeq lists its product as uncharacterized. Gene Ontology annotation, biological process: positive regulation of SREBP signaling pathway; protein N-linked glycosylation. The record is from RefSeq and is a predicted model, not a curated record. Gene Ontology annotation, molecular function: alpha-1,6-mannosylglycoprotein 6-beta-N-acetylglucosaminyltransferase activity. NCBI's taxonomy places the organism in Eukaryota, Viridiplantae, Streptophyta, Magnoliopsida, Solanales, Solanaceae. The coding region runs from base 240 to 1082 and encodes 280 amino acids. The transcript is spliced from 3 exons.
GGUUGAUCCCCGUUUCCAGAAAAAACGCUUUGCACUGGUCCAACACUCCCUCCACUUCUCGCCAUUUUUCAGAAUAAAAGAAUUAUGGGUUCGGGCGGAGCUUAAAGAACAGAACUCGCACGGCCAACAGCCGCAGCAGCAGUACAAUUGAUGCCGGUCUAUUUCAGUGGGUUUCUAACGCAACCCGACUGGACACAACUUGGGAGUCCAUAGCAGGCACUUCCAAUUUGAAUGCAAAAAUGUCAAAAUCUCCAUCUGUUAUCACUCCCAUCAAAUUGAUAACAUUGUCCUUCUUGGUAUUUCUAUUCUUCAUACUUCAAAUUUCUUCUCCAGUAUCCGCUAUCAGGAAGGAUGUAAGUCUUCAAGAUAGAUAUACCUGUAGAACUACAGUUCAAGGAAGAUUUUUGAUUGCUGAUGAUAUGGGUCAAGUCUGUGAUGUGCUGUCCAUUGAUCCACAUUCUCGCUGCUGCCGUGGAAAAAGAGAGCAAUUUGCUUGUCACGGUUGCAAUCUUGUUUCACAGUGUUGCAACUCCUAUGAAUUUUGUGUUUCUUGCUGUCUGAAUCCAUCUAGGACACAAAAGGACCUGGCUUUAAAUGUCAAGAUAGCUAAGCCUGUAACAGCAGGGACCUAUUCAAGCCUUUUUGAUUUUUGCAUGGGAAGAUGCCGUCACAAUUCAGAGAGUGUGGUUCAUGAAAACGCUUAUCUCAGUGAAUUUCAUCAUUGUUUCUCUAUACCAUCUAAUUCUUCUGGUUCUUCUGGUGCACAAGCUGAAGCAAGACUGGCUGGUAUAAAUAUUGUGAUAGGAAGACAAGGCGAAUCAUGCAAUUCAGUGUGCAAAUCAAGUGGUCAAUCUUGUGUUCCCAACAAAUUCUUAUUGCUCAACCAGUGCGAGACGAUGCAAAAGUACUUGGGCUGCAAAGGUGGAUGUCUGGCAAGUGUCGGAUCAGAUCAGCCUGCUGAAGUAGUUGAUGAUGCCCCCAGAGAUCUGAACCCCGGAGCCUGCUUGUACACCUCGCAACAGUCGAUGCUAUCUUGUGAUGGAUCGCAUCAGCAUACGAAGAGGCUCUGCCCCUGCGCAUAGUGUGGGAGGACGAGGCAGCCAGGGAAUUCCACACAAUUCAACAAUAUAUUGGGGUUUUGUGACCGGUACAUUUGCUUGAUAUUUAGAGAUAAAUCAUUCACUAGAGGUAAGCAAGAAUGGCUCUUUUACAAUGAGCACAUAGUUAUGAAUGUGAUAUACUCGAUGUGACUAUCUAAAUCAUUAUUUUCUUAUUCUUUUUUCAUUACGUCGGAUAUUAGGAAAGGAUGGAAAUAUCUGACUAGCAUGCAAUGAGUUGGAAUUGCUUAAAUAGUUAAGACUGAAAUCAUAAAACUAUCUCAUGAUAUAGCUUUAACCUAUUAUAAGAAAAUAAGCUAUUUUAUCAGGUUACAAAUACAUUUGUAGCAAGACCCCACUGAGUAGGUAGGUAUAGCUGAUGUAAAUCCCCUCCAUAAUAAAGAUAUUCUUGU